Moneuplotes crassus is the source of this 777-nucleotide messenger RNA. The record is from the annotation of a GenBank genome assembly. Lineage: Eukaryota; Ciliophora; Spirotrichea; Euplotida; Euplotidae.
AUGGAUUAUAAAGCAUUGUCUCUCCUCUUCUUGAUUUUCCUAGUAAGUACUGAGGCAAGACCGAUUGAAGACCAAGCAACAUUCGCAAAUGUAAAUGAAAUUGUCACCGAGCAUUAUGAAUUAGAUAUCUUCAUUGACUUCUCAAGAAAAGUCUUAUCUGGUACCAACACCCUCUACAUGAGAAGAACUGCUGAUUCUCUUGAUGUGGUCUAUUUAGAUGUCUGGGAUCUUAACAUUUACCAAAUUCUGGAUCAGAGUGGGAAUAAAUAUGAGUUCCAUAUUGAUGACCCUAACCCAAAUCUUGGCCAAAGAUUAAGCAUUUUUAUACCAGAGGAUCUAUCGACUUCAGAAACAUUCAACUUUACUAUAAGCUAUGAAACUUCUCCUGAUGCACAGGCUAUUAGUUGGCUAUCCCCAGAACAGACCUCUGGCAAAAAGCUUCCAUACAUGUUCACUCAGUCUGAGCCCAUACUUGCAAGAUCUCUAGCUCCUUUCCAAGACACUCCUAGUAUUAAAUCGACUUACGUUGUAAAUACUACCACACAUGUUCAGUUUGUCACAAGAGUCAGUGGAAAUAUGACUUAUGACUACACAGAUUGCAUGAUUAGGUACUCUACCUUCGAGAUGAACAUCCCAGUUCAAUCCUACUUGCUCGCUAUUGCCUCCGGAAAUUUAGUAGAAAGGAAAGUAGGAAAUAGAACUUAUGUUAUAACUGAGCCUGAAGAAAUCGAAAAAGUUGCAAAUGAAUUUUCUGAACUAGAAGAUUUUCUAAGUUAA